This is a messenger RNA of Salvia hispanica, 2971 nucleotides long. The record is from RefSeq and is a predicted model, not a curated record. Lineage: Eukaryota; Viridiplantae; Streptophyta; Magnoliopsida; Lamiales; Lamiaceae.
CACACGAAUCAUCACUUUUGUGAAAGGAACCUCACUGCUUGCCCCAUUCCUCUCAGUCUGCAACUCGCCCCUUCUCUCUCUAUCAAUCGACAAUAGAAACGAUAGAUAGAGAGUUAGGAUCGCCGAUCAGCUUACAAUCUCUACGAAUUUUAGUUGCUGAUCAUUUUUCUGCAUAUAUACUUACUCAAUCUGCCUCAACAGAUUUGCAGCGACGUUUGGUGGCGGCGCUAGUCUGAGAAACUUCCUGUUUCUUCUUCUGCUGUAUGUCAGAGGAUUUCGACGCGCAUUGCGGUGGAUCCGGUGAGCUCGACAACCAGUUGCAAUGGCCACAACUCAGAAAGAAGCGACGCGUCCCGGUCAAUUUGCUCAGGUAGCAGCUGUCCGCCGUGAGAAUGUUUCCGCCUCCGCCGCUGCUGAUUGGGGCGUAGCGUCUGCCGCGGAAGAUCUCCAGAGAAAGAACCUCACCUCCUUAAUCAGACCCGAUCCUGCUUCCAAAGCUACGGCCAAAGGGAUCCAGAUCAUGCUAAGAGCUGAAACGAAACAUCCUUUGGAACCUUUAUCUGCUGCUGAAAUCUCUAUAGCUGUGGCAACUGUCAGAGCAGCUGGAGCCACCCCUGAGGUUCUUCAUGGCUUUCUAUUUAUAUUUUCUUGCCCAAGUAAUAUUAUCUUAAUAUGUUGUCUUAACUCUAGUGUACAUUUCUUUUCUUUCCAGUUGAGAGAUAGCAUGCGGUUUAUUGAAGUGGUUUUGUUAGAGCCGGAUAAAUAUGUUGUGGCAUUGGCAGAUGCUUAUUUCUUUCCCCCUUUCCAACCCUCAUUGUUACCUAGAACAAGAGGAGCACCUGCAGUUCCUACCAAGCUUCCACCAAGGCGAGCCCGACUAGUUGUCUACAAUAAAAGAUCCAAUGAGACUAGUGUGUGGAUAGUUGAGCUGACAGAAGUACAUGCUACCACUCGAGGUGGACAUCAUAGGGGAAAAGUCAUUUCUUCUACAGUUAUCCCUGAUGUUCAGCCACCAAUGGACGCUGCUGAGUAUGCUGAAUGUGAAGCUAUUGUCAAAGAUUACCCUCCAUUCAUAGAAGCAAUGAAGAAGAGGGGCAUUGAUGAUAUGGAACUAGUCAUGGUUGAUCCUUGGUGUGUUGGUUACCACGGUGAAGCUGAUGCUCCUAGUCGUAGACUUGCAAAGCCACUCAUUUUUUGCCGAAUAGAGAGUGACUCCCCACUAGAAAAUGGUUAUGCCCGACCUGUAGAAGGAAUUCACGUUCUUGUUGAUAUGCAAAAUAUGGUGGUAGUUGAGUUUGAAGAUCGUAAGCUGGUACCAUUACCUCCAGCUGAUCCACUGAGAAACUACACCCCUGGUGAAACAAGAGGAGGGGUGGAUAGAAGUGAUGUCAAACCCCUUCAAAUUGUACAACCUGAAGGUCCUAGCUUUCGAAUUAGUGGAAAUUAUGUUGAGUGGCAGAAGUGGAACUUUCGUAUUGGGUUCACUCCAAGGGAGGGUUUGGUCAUUCAUUCUGUUGCCUAUGUUGAUGGUAGUCGAGGUCGGAGACCUAUUGCCCAUAGGUUAAGUUUUGUUGAGAUGGUCGUGCCCUAUGGAGAUCCCAAUGAACCACAUUACAGGAAGAAUGCGUUUGAUGCUGGGGAAGAUGGUCUUGGAAAGAAUGCCCAUUCACUUAAGAAGGGAUGUGAUUGUUUGGGGUAUGUAAAAUAUUUCGAUGCCCAUUUCACAAACUUUACUGGAGGAGUUGAAACAACUGAAAACUGCGUAUGCUUGCAUGAAGAAGACAAUGGAAUUCUCUGGAAGCAUCAAGACUGGAGAACUGGCCUUACAGAAGUUCGUCGCUCAAGGCGCCUCACUGUUUCUUUCAUUUGCACUGUAGCUAAUUAUGAAUAUGGAUUUUACUGGUACUUUUAUCAGGAUGGAAAAAUUGAGGCUGAAGUAAAACUUACUGGAAUUCUUAGUUUAGGAGCUUUGCAACCUGGAGAAGUUAGAAAAUACGGCACAACAAUCGCACCAGGACUGUAUGCUCCAGUUCAUCAGCAUUUUUUUGUUGCCCGUAUGGACAUGGCCGUUGACUCUAAGCCUGGUGAAAUGCACAAUCAGGUUGUUGAAGUGAACGUGAGAGUUGAAGAACCUGGAAAUGAUAAUGUUCAUAACAAUGCAUUCUAUGCUGAGGAAACUUUACUUAAAUCUGAAUUAGAAGCCAUGCGUGAUUGUGAUCCAUCAUCAGCCCGUCACUGGAUUAUAAAGAACACGAGAACUGUCAACAGGAGUGGACAACUGACUGGCUACAAGCUGGUACCUGGUUCAAAUUGUCUACCAUUGGCUGGCCCUGAGGCUAAGUUUCUGAGAAGAGCUGCCUUUCUGAAGCAUAACUUGUGGGUUACCCCAUAUGCACGUGACGAAGAUUUCCCUGGAGGAGAAUUUCCUAACCAGAAUCCACGUGCUGGUGAAGGCCUCGCUUCUUGGGUAAAGCAAAAUCGAUCUCUGGAAGAAACCAACAUUGUACUCUGGUAUGUUUUUGGAAUUACACACGUUCCUCGUUUGGAAGACUGGCCCGUUAUGCCAGUAGAACACAUUGGUUUCGUGCUUCAGCCACAUGGAUUCUUCAACUGCUCGCCUGCAGUGGACGUUCCACCAAAUGCUUGUGAGGAAGAUGGAAAGGAGAAUGACGUGAAAGACAAGCCUGCUUCAUCUGGUCUGAUUGCAAAACUCUGAAGGGGUAUGGAUACCUAUGGCUGUUUGCCUGUUUCAAUAACAUUCAAGACCUGAUUUCUCAUGAAGUUUCAAUUUCAGUAUUCUGCACAAUAGUUUGAUAAAACUCGCGGUGUCCGCAAAAAAUAAAAUAAAACGGGAAACUUUCCGUGUCUGUUUUCAGAUGGAGAGUUGAACUCUUUAAUUCGAAUUUGUAUUCUGUAUUUCUUGUUUUUGGGACAGUACUACGCUCAUAAACUUUGGUUGCGAUUUUCUUGA